AUGGGCUCCCCAACAGAGGUCACCUACAACGACAACGAGAAGCACCUCGGCCAGACCGCCGAUGUCGACGAGAAGGACGCUACCAACGUUAAUGUCCUCCCCGCCGGCUCUUCUGAAUCUUCCGUUGUCGAGGGUGCUGAGCUUGGUCACGUCCCUCGGUCAAGGAAGUUCAACAUCAAGCGCUUCUUCCGGUCACUUGUUACCAAGGAGGCUUGGUUCGGCGACUACGAUUAUGGAUCGCUCUUCAUCCCGAACAUUCCCUUCCUCUGCAAGGCUAGCCCGCUUCCCUUCUACGGAAUCGACGACAACCUUCCCUACCUUCUUCUGAUUAUCCUCGGUCUGCAGCACGCUUUCGCUAUGCUCGGUGGAGUCGUUGUCCCUCCUCUGCUUCUCAGUGGUGCCGCUGGUGCCAACAUGGGUGACGAUGUUACUCAGUACCUCGUCUCUGCUGGUCUCAUCUACUCUGGUUUCGGAACUGUCUUCCAGAUUUCGCGUCGUCGUAUCUUUAAGACCCGCUACUGGAUCGGCACUGGUCUCAUUUCGGUUACCGGCACUGCGUUCACCUUCUGCAACGUUUCGCUCAAGUACCUUAACCAGUGCUACGACAACGGAGCAUGCAAGAAGGCGCCUGACGGAUCCAAGCUUCCCUGCCCCGACGAAUUUGGUGCUCUUCUUGGUACUGGCGCGCUCACUGGUAUCUACGCCAUCGCCCUUGCCUUUGUCCCGCCUCGCAUCCUGAAGAAGUGCUUCACUCCCAUCGUCAUCGGUACCAUGAUUACCUUCAUCGGCGCUUCGCUUGUCACCUCUGGUGUUAACAACUGGGCAAUUCGAUUUGCGAGGAUCGAGAUCUUCGAGACAAAGGCUCCUCUGCUCCGAGGAACAAACCCUUCUCUAUUCGAAUCAACGCUGACGUACAGUGGCGGCGCUGGCCUCUGCUCGACCAACCACGACCUGCUCUGCGAGUCUGGAUCGCAGCCCCACAAGUGGGGAUCCGCCUACUACCUCGGUCUCGGCUUCUCGUGCAUGGCUGCCAUUGUCAUUUGCGAGGUGUUCGGUUCCGCUUUCAUGAAGUCGUCUUCGGUCUUCAUCGGCUUCCUCGUCGGUAUGAUCAUCGCUGCUGCCUGCGGUUACUUCAACACAGAGGUCAUCAAGAAGGCUCCUGGUGCUACUUUCCUGUUCGUGCACACGUUCAAGCUUAGCAUUCGAGGCCAGCUCGUGCUGCCGAUGAUGGCCGCUUGGAGUGUCAUUGUCGCCGAGUCGGUCGGUACCAUCACGGCUUCCGGCCAGUGCUCCGACCUCGACAUUGCCUCCCCCGAGUUCAUGACCCGUGUUCAGGGUGGUAUGCUCGCCGACGCCAUCUCGGGCACUCUUGCCAACCUCUUCACCUCGCCUCCUCUUACGACCUUCCCUCAGAACGCGGCCGUCAUUGCGCUCACCCGCAACGCCUCGCGCCAGUCCGGCUACUGCUGUGCCUUCAUUCUGUUCAUGAUGGGUGUCAUCAGUAAGAUUGGUGCCAUUUUCGUCGCUGCGCCCCCCGCCGUUAUCGGUGGUUUCACGACUUUCCUCUUCGGCUCGGUGUCCGUCUCUGGUGUCCGUAUCAUGGCCUUCGCCGAGUGGAGUCGCCGUGAGCGCUUCAUCGCGACCGCUGCCUUCGCCCUUGGACUCGCUUCGCUCGUCAACAAGACCUGGUUCUCGUACAUCUUCACGUACAACGGCCCCAACACUGGUCUUAAGGGUUUCCUCCAGGCCAUUACUUUGGUCGUCCAGGAGCCGUACCUGAUCGCUGCCGUCGUUGCGGUGUUCCUCAACCUCGUCCUUCCCCACGAGCCGGUCGACCCCAACGCCCUCCCCGAGGCCCACUAA
Molecule: messenger RNA, 1863 nt
Organism: Trichosporon asahii var. asahii CBS 2479
Lineage: Eukaryota; Fungi; Basidiomycota; Tremellomycetes; Trichosporonales; Trichosporonaceae
Product: nucleoside transporter
Exons: 5
Coding region: 1-1863 (620 amino acids)
Biological process (GO): transmembrane transport; xanthine transport
Cellular component (GO): fungal-type vacuole; membrane
Molecular function (GO): xanthine transmembrane transporter activity
Source: RefSeq, a predicted model, not a curated record